AUGCCUCAAAGGGAGUUUGUGCCAAAGAUAUAUAAACGUCAUGGCUCUGGAGCCAGCUCAUCCGUGCAUCUCCAAUCUACCAACGACAAGGGGAAAUUUGAUUUCUCACUUGAAGCCCUGCACCCGAACCUGUUCAGAGUGAGGUUCUCGUCUCCAGACCACCCUCUACCGCCGUAUCCCAGCGUCCCAGACCCAAAGCAAGAGGCGGAUAUCGGGUCCACCAGCUCAGCAUCGGAUGAUUCCUGGAAGAUCGAAGCGGGAAAUGUAACCGCAGAGGUCAGGUGGGAGGGCGCUCCGGUCGUUGCGCUUUCGUGGACCGGGUCAGACAAGUAUCUGCAUCGUGAUCUGUCUGGUCGAUCGUAUGUGGCCGACUCCGGUGGUGUUGCGCAUUACAGUGUGCACGACAGAGAAGCCCUCCACGUUGGCCUCGGAGAGAAAGCAGCUCCUAUGGACCUGUCUAAUCGACAUUUCAUACUGUCAGCCUCAGACACGUUUGGGUACGAUGUGUACCGUACAGACCCCUUAUACAAGCACAUCCCACUCCUCAUCAAAGCCAAUGCCGACGGCGUCGUCGCCAUCUUCUCCUCCUCUCACAGCAGGGGCACAUGGAGUGUUGGUUCGGAGCUGGAUGGCCUGUACGGCGCAUACAAGGUGUAUCGACAGGAUUAUGGCGGCCUGGAAGAAUAUUUUAUUGUUGGCAAGACGCUGAAAGACGUCGUGCGCUCGUACGCCGAGCUAACCGGAUUCCCGUUCCUGCCUCCACGGUGGGCAUUUGGCUACAUCUCUGGCGGCUACAAGUACACGAUGAUCGACGAACCUCCUGCAAACCAGGUGCUUUUGGAGUUUGCGGCCAAGCUGAAGCUCCAUGGCAUUCCGUGCUCAGCGCACCAGAUGAGCUCCGGCUACUCCUUUUCUGAUACCGAACCGAGCUUGCGAACUGUGUUUACUUGGCAUCCCAAGAGAUUCCCAGACCCCAAGAAAUGGACUGCCCAGUUCCACGCUACCGGCAUGAGACUGCUGUCGAACAUUAAGCCCUUUGUCCUCUCGUCUCACCCCGACUUUGAAAAGCUCAAGGACGCGGCCGCUCUGUUCACCAACCCUGACACAAAUGCACCGGGAUAUAUGGAUGUCUGGAGUGCCGGUGGAGCCAUGGGAGGUGAGGGCUGCCAUAUCGACUUUUCCUCCGAAUUCGGCUUCAAGUGGUGGUACGAAGGGGUACAGAAAUUGGCCAAUGCUGGUAUUGACGGUAUUUGGAAUGACAAUAACGAAUAUACCUUGCCCGAUGAUGACUGGGUGCUGAAAUUGGACAAGGACGGCGUCAAUUUGCCAGGGCGCCACGAUGUUCCCAAUUCUGUAGGCAUCUGGGGCCGGAAUAUGCAUACUGAACUGAUGGGCAAGUCUUCACAUGAUGCCCUCGUGGACCUGCGGCCAACCAUCAGGCCGUUUGUUCUAUCAAGAAGUGCAACAGCUGGAACACUGAGAUAUGCGGCCAGUUCCUGGAGCGGUGACGAUGUCACUAGCUGGGAGAACAUGAAAGGCGCCAACUCUUUGUCACUGAACGCAGGAUUUUCUUUACUGCACUGUUAUGGUCACGACAUUGGCGGGUUUGAAGGGCCACAGCCAUCUCCAGAACUUUUACUACGGUGGAUUCAAUUGGGCAUCUACUCGUCACGCUUUGCGAUCAACUGCUUCAAGACCUCGCCUACAGACAAUCUGGUCGGGGAUGUCAUCGAGCCUUGGAUGUAUCCCGAAAUCACACCUCUGGUCCGAGACACGAUCAAACGGCGAUAUGAGAUUCUCCCGUAUAUCUACUCACUUGCCCUCGAAAGCCACUUGCAGGCUUCUCCACCGCAGCGAUGGAUUGGCUGGGGCUACGAGAGCGACCCCGAAGUGUGGACCAAGAAGCUCAAGCAAGGCGAAGAGCAAUUCUGGCUCGGCGACACGCUGCUCGUUGGAGGUGUCUACGAGCCUGGCGUUACUAUUGCAAAAGUCUACCUGCCGCGGAAAGCAGGCAUAUUAUCAUCUGGGUUUGACCACGGCUAUGUGAACCUCACAGCACCGUACCAGUACCUUGCCUCUGGCCAAUGGGUUGAUAUCACUUCCGAGUGGAAGACCAGCAUCCCAGUCCUCGCUCGCAUCGGCGGCGCCGUGCCCGUCGGCAAGAGUGUGGUCACUCGCACCCCCGGUGAGGCUCAGAUCGACGAGGCAGCUGCCAACCUCGAAGAAGACAACUACCGCGGUGUAGAGAUUUUCCCACCCAGGGCGAGUUCCCACGGACAAAUCUUUUCCACUACAUGGUUCGAAGACGACGGCAUUUCGCGGGCUGCAGACGUGUCUAGCUUCACUAUUACUUACAGUUCUACUGAAGAGAAGGUUACUAUAGGGUUUAAAAAGGGCGAAAGCAACGGCUAUACGCCAGCCUGGAAAGAUCUCGAUAUUGUGCUUCCGCAUGGAGAUGCUAGGCAUGUCGUAUCUGAGCUUGGAAAGCCGCUGGAAUACAGAGGUGUUGAUCCUCGUGGCCGCUCUGUGUAUAGACUGGUGGGAGGUCCAUGA
Talaromyces rugulosus is the source of this 2553-nucleotide messenger RNA. RefSeq lists its product as uncharacterized. Lineage: Eukaryota; Fungi; Ascomycota; Eurotiomycetes; Eurotiales; Trichocomaceae. The transcript is spliced from 2 exons. Gene Ontology annotation, molecular function: hydrolase activity, hydrolyzing O-glycosyl compounds; carbohydrate binding. Gene Ontology annotation, biological process: carbohydrate metabolic process. The coding region runs from base 1 to 2553 and encodes 850 amino acids. The record is from RefSeq and is a predicted model, not a curated record.